Brenthis ino (lesser marbled fritillary) is the source of this 1035-nucleotide messenger RNA. NCBI's taxonomy places the organism in Eukaryota, Metazoa, Arthropoda, Insecta, Lepidoptera, Nymphalidae. The record is from the annotation of a GenBank genome assembly.
AUGGAUAAUACAUUAAAUAAUAAUUAUCCCUUGGAAAUGCGAGAUGUCGAUCAAGAAACAGCAGAAAUGCUAAUGAAGUAUUUUACCGGUGAACACACCGGGUUCGUACGCGUGGGAUCGAAGGGUUACUUUCUACCGCACAAGUUCAGGCAGGAAGCCCUUAACAUAUAUAAUAUGGACAUCCGCCCAUCAGACGUGUUUGUUGCUAGCUAUCCUCGAUCAGGCACAACUUGGACACAGGAACUAGUUUGGAUGGUAGCGAAUGACUUAAAUUAUGAAAAAUCAAAUGCGACACCUCUUACUGAAAGAUAUCCUUUUCUAGAAUUCUCAGUAUACGUGCAUCCAGUAAUGAAACAGCGAUUCCAUGAUGAGAAUAAAGAUAGUGAAAGAAAACUGGAACUCCUUGAAUUUGUGUGUCAACCAGGAACAGAACAAUUGGCGAAAGCGCCCUCACCUCGUUUUGUUAAAACACAUCUGCCCCUUUCACUGCUUCCGCCGAACUUACUCGACACCGCCAAAGUGAUAUACGUCGCCCGCGACCCGAGAGAUGUUGUUGUAUCUUUUUAUCAUUUAAAUAAGGCAAUGAGGACACAGGGCUACAUCGGCGAUUUUAAACAAUACUGGAAUUUCUUCAUAAAAGACUUGCAUCACUGGACACCCUUUUUCGAGCACCUUAAGGAGUCAUGGGAAAAGAGAAAUCAUCCUAAUAUGUUGUUUUUAUUUUACGAAGAGCUUUCUAAGGAUCUACCAUUAGCUGUGCGACGAGUAAUGAACUUUUUCAGCAAGCAGUUCACAGAGGAACAAAUAGAGCGUCUCUGUGAUCAUCUUAGCAUUGAAAAUUUUAAGCAAAAUAAAUCCGUUAACUACGAUGUCAUGCGAGAACUCGGUAUUCUACAAACGGAUCAAGCAAGUUUUAUAAGAAAAGGCAAGGCAGGAGGCUGGUGCGAUUACUUUGAUGAAGAGAUGACAGCUGAAGCCAACAAAUGGAUUGCUGACAAUCUACGUGAUACAGAUCUACGCUUUCCACACAUGCAA